Messenger RNA from Physella acuta, 2451 nucleotides. RefSeq lists its product as uncharacterized. The record is from RefSeq and is a predicted model, not a curated record. NCBI's taxonomy places the organism in Eukaryota, Metazoa, Mollusca, Gastropoda, Physidae.
GUUGGUAAGACUUAGCCAAGUAGUAUAUAAAGUCAACGGAGAAUUAUUUAUUUAUUCUACUGGAAUACAGCUUAUUUUUUAAUAAAUUGUUCGGAGCAAACAUUAAGAUGUUAUUCCUUAUUUCAUUUUCUCUCUGCCUUCUCCUGCAACAAAGCCACGUGACCUGUAGUGUUGACACGCAGGCCACUGAUGUUUCAACUUCUGGAAACCAAACCAACAAUUCAUCGUCGUCAGCACAGCAGGAGAUCGAAGAAUUUAUUUCUUACUUAAACAAACUCAGUUCCGACGUAGGUAGCACGGAGACAGUCAACUUGUCAACUACAAAUCCUAGCACGGUGACCAGUCAAGAUACGACUACGCUCCAAGGGCUAAUGGAUGCCAUUAAAAAACUCAACAGUUCAGCCACGGGCGUUACCGCUAGCUCGGGAGUUCAAGAAACAAUAUACAAUACACGAACCGACCCAGCAACCGAACAAAAAGCGAGCGCAUUGUCUGCUUUUUACACCGAAUCUGAACAAGAAACAGAACGUCUGCCCACCCCGGACCCUGCCACGAUGCAGGAUUUGAUGCAUUUUAUAGAGAAACUAAACCAGCUUAGUGAAAACAGCGUGGCAUCGAUUCCACAACCUACCCCCGCCCCCGACAACUCGAUCCAACAAGACAUGGAAACCUUCAUGAACAAACUAGACGCCCUGAGCCAUGCAUCCCAUUUAGCUUCAGGCUCAGAGAGAACUAGGGCUCCACAGCAAGCAACCGACACAGAAACCACGACCAUAUCUCAGUUACCACUGGCGAACGCCACUUCAUCCCAGCUGUCUUCAGAUGAAGCGAAGCCAACAGACUCUCAAGUUAAACUGUACUGGGCUGGCUUGGAUCUGCAAAUGCUCUUAUUUAUCAGCAUCACUUCUGCUUUUCUUUUACUCAUCAUUAUCGUCGUCGUCAUUCUUGCAUGCAUGAGGUGCCAAAAGAAGAAAAAAGAUUUGAGUUUAAACAAGGAGUUUAACCGAUGGGACCCUCAGCUGUUGCGUCCCAGUCAGCCUUCAAUAGAUGCCUUCAUCUUUGGCUCGCCAAUACCUACAGUCGCCGAGAUGAUCAAAUUUUGAACACGGCAGUCGUUUCUAUAAAUAGUUUCGGCCCUACUGUUAUGUCAUGGUUGUGAACAAUUUUUGUGCCAAGUCUUUGAAGCGUCUUUAGUUACGAAGCCAGAUUAUCAAAUUCAAUGUUACCAAAAUAACACAUCAAUGUUACCAAAAUAACACAUCAUUGCGCGGCUUUAGUGCGAACUGUUACUAUGGUGCUAUGUAUAUUUGUAAUUUUAUUUCAGGAGAAAAAAAAACAGUCCCAGUCUUCCACUGAAAAGUGCUCUUUAUAUUUGAUAUUUUAUACACCAUAUUUUUUAAUUCGUUGUGCCUUUAAACUUAUGUAGUGCCUUGUUGAUAUUGACUUAACUUUAUAGAAUUUAAUAUACUCAGCUGACGGGUGUUUGUCUUCAGCCAGUCUUCCGUGGAAACAUUGUGUGUGAUAUCCAGCUUUUCCUGGUAGGCCAGUGUAUGCGGGUAUUUCAGCUAUCAUAUCGGUGCUACUGUAGUAGUUAGUCGAGGUGCAUUCACGAUAGGUUUUAUAAACACAUCGCUCCAUGUUUUUAAUUGAUUUAAUUGUCAUUAUUUAACAGUCGCAAGCCAGUAAUUAUAUGAGGUUUUUAUUAAGAAAAAAGAAGGCAUCAUUCAUGUUAAGGUCGAAUUAAAUAACUUCAACACCGAUAGGGUAUGUUGUAUUUUUGUCCUUUUAUUCUCAUGUACUGUAAUACACUUCUCAGUCGUCAACAACCUUCAAACCCGCCUCCCCACAUAAAAAGUCCCCUCACAAUCAUCCACACACCUUUAUACCCGGACCUUAGGAUAACAAUAAACACAUGGGGUUAACUCACACCCACACUAUCCCCUGUUCUAGACUAAGCUAUUUUAAUCUAACUUACAAAUGACCCGUAACAAUUCGUAUAUGGUUGUGUCUUGUAUACUACAAAGAUUAGGCAUCAUUCUGCAUGACUGUGUUGUUAAUGCCUGACACACUUAUUGUUUCACUUCAUAAAUGUUUAUUUAUUAUGUUUUUUAGCUGACUAUUUGUCUUAUAUGGACUACAUUUCUGCAUUACUUUCUUUUAGAAAGACAUUCGUUGUCUUUUUUUUACUUUCUCGUAUAUACGAAGUAUAGAGAAAGUCUUGUAAUCGUGCAAAAAAAAAAAAUCGAGAUUUUUACAAAUCUCGACGUUUUACACCUCACUGAUACGGAAAAACAUAAUUUUGCAAUCUUGUCCGUAUGUCUGUGUGUCUGUGUGUGUGUGUGUGUGUGUGUGUGUGUGUGUGUGUCCGUGUGUAAACACGAUAACUUGAGUACCGUUACAGCUAGGUUGAUGAAAUUUCAUAUAUAAGUAUUUUAUCAAAAUCGUAGAUCC